This is a messenger RNA of Brassica oleracea var. oleracea, 1017 nucleotides long. Its product is annotated as cytokinin riboside 5'-monophosphate phosphoribohydrolase LOG4-like. Gene Ontology annotation, cellular component: cytosol; nucleus. The transcript is spliced from 7 exons. Bases 103 to 753 code for a protein of 216 amino acids. The record is from RefSeq and is a predicted model, not a curated record. Gene Ontology annotation, molecular function: hydrolase activity, hydrolyzing N-glycosyl compounds. Lineage: Eukaryota; Viridiplantae; Streptophyta; Magnoliopsida; Brassicales; Brassicaceae. Gene Ontology annotation, biological process: cytokinin biosynthetic process.
CGAGAAAACGCACUCUUUCUUUGACACUUGUACGGUGUGUACCUCUCUCUCUCUCGUUUAUGUUCUGGAGGAAGCUUGAGCUCUCACCUGUCAUCGUAAUCAAUGGAGGUCAAUACUAAAACAAUAAUACAAAAGUCGAAGUUUGGAAGAAUCUGUGUGUUCUGUGGAAGCAGCCAAGGCAAGAAGAGUAGUUACCAAGAUGCUGCUGUCGAUCUUGGCAACGAAUUGGUUUCAAGGAACAUUGAUCUUGUCUAUGGAGGUGGAAGCAUAGGGUUGAUGGGUUUUGUUUCACAAGCUGUUCAUGAUGGUGGUCGUCAUGUUAUUGGAGUUAUUCCCAAGAUACUCAUGCCUAGAGAGUUAACUGGUGAAACAGUAGGAGAAGUAAGAGCAGUUGCAGAUAUGCAUCAGAGAAAAGCAGAGAUGGCUAGACACUCUGAUGCUUUUAUUGCCUUACCAGGUGGAUAUGGAACACUUGAAGAACUGUUGGAGGUCAUAACAUGGGCUCAACUUGGGAUACAUGACAAACCGGUUGGUUUGCUUAAUGUUGAUGGAUACUACAACUCUUUGCUCUCCUUCAUUGAUAAAGCUGUUGAAGAAGGAUUCAUCAGUCCAAACGCACGCCAGAUUAUAAUCUCUGCACCUACCGCUAAGGAGCUUGUAAAGAAACUUGAGGAAUAUUCGCCUUGCCAUGAAAGUGUUGCGUCAAAGCUUUGCUGGGAGAUUGAGCGGAUUGGCUACUCUUCUGGAGACUGAUACGAAUCAGAAUCUAGAUAAACAUAUAAACUAUAACUAUUUGAAUGUCAGGAGAUUUCAAGAUAGAUCGUACUUAAGGAAGGAAACUAAAUUUUAAGAUCUUAGAAGCUUUUGAUUAGGAGGGUAAACUACAAUUUCAACUCACGGAGGAAAGUCUUUUGUGUAAAUUACUACUUUUCUUAAUGUUAAAUGUUUCUACUUAUUUUCCUCUAAUCAAUUGAUGUAAAACUUUAUAAGCAAACAAAAAAAACGAAUCAGAAUCUG